AGAAAUAUGAAGUUCUGUUUGACCAAAGUGGCAGCACUGCCGGUCAAUUUUAAAAAAAUCCAUCAUGGCCACUUGUUGUGGUUACGGGAUGUCCCAAACUUUAAUCAUGUUUGUUCUUUAAAUACGUCCUUUUCUAUGAUGGAAGAAGAUGAAAUAUUGAUGUCGGAGAAGCAAGAAAAGAUCAUCGAAGAGCUUUGUAUUAGCAAUGGUGUUAACUAUGACAAGCUGAAGGAUGGCUGCGGCAAAAGGGUCAAGCGUCUGGAGAUGUUUUUCUCAGGAUUUCCUGAAAUUGUCGGCAUGUUGUAUUUUCCCAACCUCGUUAUUCUGCGCCUUGUUGGACAAGACACCCUCGAGAGACUCGAGGGAUUGGACAAUCUUGUUCAUCUGGAAGAAUUGUGGAUAUGUGAGGCUAGUGUCCAGGAGAUUUGUGGUCUCGGCAAUUGUGGGAAGAUGAGAAAGCUGUACUUGUAUGACAAUUCCAUCUCGAAAAUAAACAAUUUGUCAGUGUUGAAACAGCUUGAAGUUCUCUGGCUUAAUGACAACAAGAUUGAACUAAUUGAGGGUUUGGACAACUUGAUUUAUUUGAGAGAACUCAAUCUAUCCAACAACAAAAUAUCUCAAAUUGGCAACUCACUGGAAAAGCUCUGCAAUCUUGAAAUCCUUCAUAUUUCUGGCAACAAAAUCCGACUCUUAAAGGAUAUAAACAAUCUGAUUCAAUUGCGAAGCUUGCAUACACUGAGUUUAAAAGAUCCGGUUUAUGGCGCGAAUCCUGUCGCGACCGUGUGCAAUUAUUCCACGUAUAUUUUUUAUCAUUUACCACAAAUUAUGCGUCUUGAUGGCUAUGACGUUGAUAAUGAAUCAGUCAAAAGCCUCGCUGUGACAACAGUUAAAAAGAAAAAGAUGUACUACAAUAUGCGUGUGAAAACAUUAGAAAGAAACAUGAGCAACUUGUUAAAACAAGUUGAAGUAGAGAAAACUCGUUUGGAAGAGAGGCCAGCUUUAAGGAUACGAAAUUUAUCAAACAUCCUUCGAACUCUUGAACGAGAGUUAGAAAGUACGUCAGCUUCUCAAUCUAUCGACGAAAAUAAAACCACUGCUGCUUCCAAGCACCAGCAUGAACUACAACAGGAAAGUUACCAGGAAUUGGUGAAGGCUAAGACACUGAACUUCAUAGAUCGUAUUCGUGAACUGGAGUCUGCUUGCGACGAGAUUAAUAAGUGCUCUUUGGAAAGCCGUCAGCAAGUGGAGAAGAUUUCUCAGUCAACAAUUCAGAGAUUGGUUCUUGAACUGGAAACUGGUGGAAAUGUUCGCUUCGAAGAUGGAACUGUAAACGACGUGUGGUAUACAUCGUGUCACGAUUUGGUUUUAUCCAGAUUUUGUGCAAACGACUUCAAGGCAUACGACAUCACUGGCAUUAAAAUUCACCGAAUCACUCGUGUACACAAUCGAGUACUUCGUGUUGCAUUCGAUGAAAAGGUCUCCGCGUUUCUUGCGAAGAAUGGCGACCCUGAUGCCGCUGAACAAAAAGACAUGUACGCAAGUUCCAUAGAAUAUCUCUUCACUUCCUGGACGGCAGCACUAAACUCCAAAGACGGCUUACUUCGGCUUUUGGAUGGAGGAUGUCAGGAGAUAGCAGGGGACGAGGUAAAUGGGAUUCGUCUGUCGAACAACGUUUUCAAUAGUGACCGCAAGAGACUGGAAUUUUUACAAGAGCAAGCUGCGGAAGAAAACACGAAUGAUCUUUGUCCUUACAGACACGGUCAAAUUGUGAUUGCCAAAGUAUUUAUUGCCAACACGGAGAUGGCAAAAAAAGAUGAAAGCUGUUUGUCGGGCGUCAAUUUUCCCAAAGAAAAUUCCACUCCAGGCCCCUGCACUGCGAACGACGAGGCUAACGAGUAUAUUCGAACGUUUACGAAGGUUUCCGAUCCUUCUUGCGAUUGUCAUACGAAGCAAAGUGAUUGGGUAAUACACGACGGUGAUUUUGUCUUACCCGAGUAUGUUGUUGAUUUCGAAUAUCUCACCAAGAUGAAGCCACUAUCCUCCCUAAUUUGUUACUAUGGUACGGCGUCACGUGACUGUAACGAUCCUCCUUGCGAUGACAUCAUCGAUCCAGAUUCGGACAUUUUAGACAUGGAACCCCUUGUACAGCCAAAACCCCGAUUGCUAGAGCUUUCGGAAGAUAUUUUAUUGAAAUACUGCUCCGUUGAUUGCACGAAGAAUAUAACAACGCUGAACCUUCACGACUCUGGUUUGACUCGACUGAAAAAUAUCAACCAUCUUGCGAAUUUGAAAAAGCUGGUCGUCUCGUUCAACAGUUUAACCAAACUGGACGAUAUUACAAGCAUGCCUAAUUUGAGCUCAUUGGAUGCAAGUUUCAACUGCCUGACAACCUUGGAUGGACUAAAGGCAUGCCCGGUAUUGACUGGUCUCGAUGUAAGUUGGAAUAGCUUGCAUCACGUUCGGGACGAAAUCGGAACACUUCGUAAAAACACGACAAGCUUGAUAUCGUUCAAUUCACGCCAUAAUCCUUGGCUAAGGCCCGACAACUUCCGGUCGUAUACCAUCGGUCGGCUUCGGACACUUCAAGUUUUGGAUGGUCAAUUCAUCACCGAACAAGAGCAUGCCUUUGCAUUGCGGCUUGCUGCUUCCUCACGAAUCACAUCGUUCACAAUUCUCGCUCAUUCGCGAACGAAUGUCGAUCGUUUACGAUCAUUGACCCUCGCUUCGACGGCCGCAAUCCUCUUAAAAUACAGCAAGAGUAAGCCGAUUGUGUUGGAUGAAGAUGAUACGAACUGGAUGAAGAAUGUUACCACCUUACAAUUGGAUGGUCAGGGAAUUUCGAAACUUUCAAAUUUGGAGAAACUGUCACAUUUGCGAUGGGCGUCCUUUAAAGAUAACAAUAUAAGCAGAAUUGAGGGCUUGGAAUCGUGUGUGAUGUUGGAAGAGCUUACAUUGUCAAGAAAUUGUAUAUCAAAAAUUGACGGUUUAUCAAAGCUUACGAAUCUUUUGCGUCUUGAUCUUGGCUAUAAUGAUAUUACGUUGUUAGAAGUUAACACGAUGGAAAGUUUGACAAACUUAGAAUAUCUGUCAGUGGAGGGAAACUCAAUUCUUUCUGUACAAGGUCUUAAGAAAUGCCUCUCUCUUCAAGAGCUUUUCGCUGGAAAUAACAAAGUCUCAAACACGCGAGAAAUUUUUUAUUUGAAGGGGUUGCAGAAUUUAGAUAUCCUAGACUUGAGUGGAAAUCCGACAGCCUCGAAUAAUGAAAGUCAUCGGCUAUUUGUGAUUUAUCAUCUGUCAUUUCUGAAGGCUUUAAAUGGCGUGGCUGUGACUGCAGCUGAACGCUCUUCAGCAAAAGAAACGCUGGGUGGAAGAAUGACGAUGGACUUCGUUGCGGAACGUUUAGGCCACGCAAACUUCGCGGAUUUACAAGAAAUCGAUCUUCCCCAUUGCGAACUCCGAACAAUCGAUGUAGGAAAUGGUGAUGUGUUCAGAAACUUAAGGAGUAUCAAUUUGGAGCACAAUAACCUAACGUCUUUUGGUGGUCUAAUUCAUCUGGUUAACCUCAAGGUACUGUGUUUAAACCACAACAAGAUUGAAUCUGUUUUUCCCAAACGCAAGACAACAUCUCCAAGCAACAAGAAAGGGCCACCUGUGGCUCAUUCGUCUGAUGACGUCACGUCUCCACAGUGUUUUACUCCAGUGUUGGAGAAACUUGAAGUACUUCAUUUAGGAUACAACGGUAUUUCUAAUCUCAAAGCAUUACAUCUGUCAAGGAUACCAAAUAUAAAAGCUCUCUUCCUGCAAGGAAACGAAAUUUCAAAAGUCGAAGGCAUUCAAGGUUUACAAGAACUCAGAGAGUUGGUUUUAGAUCAGAAUAAAAUUAAGACACUCUCCGAGACCUCGUUUAUUGGUCAACGCAGACUUCAAGAACUUCACAUUGAAGAUAACAGAUUGAGAGAUUUAUCUAAUUUCGAACCAUUGGUCAACCUUCAGAGAUUAUAUUUAGGAAUGAAUAAAAUUCAGGAACUUCCAGAAUUACAUAAAUUGGAAAGAAUGACAAACCUUUUUGAGAUCUCCCUCAUUAGCAACCCGAUAACACGACGGCUCAUGCACCGCCCAAUCUUAGUAUAUCGUCAACCAAAUAUACUGUGUAUUGAUGGUAUUCCAGUCACUAACGACGAACGAUCCAAGGCAGAGGUGUAUUUAAUGGAUCACCAGUUGGGUUCUGUUGUCAAUCCAGAAAUCGCAGAAUCGCAUCACAACUUGCCAAAUUUACAGACAAAACCACAAGCCCCUCUCAAGGUAACGACGGUACAAUUGAGUACAUCGACGGAAAACGGUUGGAGUAUUGGGCAGAGAUUUGGCCAAGUGGAAUAUGUGGAGAGCCUUACUCCUCACUCGAGAUAUAACGAAAAAAACGAUCCCAGAGCCAAGCUUCGUGCUUCAAAUUCUUACCCACCACAACAUAUUCCGUCUUCGUAUGACGUCACACGUCACGGUCGUCACCACCCCCCUUCGUCGUCUACCAUUCACCUCGCCAAACCUCAAGGACACCUGCCUCAUGCGGGUUCGUACGUCUUGCGAGGCAAUUCAAAUUCCAAUUUCCCUCAGCCGCCGAAGCCCAAGUGAUGAAAAGAUUUGGCAAGAAAAUUCUUUUCUCUGGCAAAAGCAAUGGAAGAAGACAUGGAAGAGAACAUACAGAAAGGAAUUUUUUUAGAAAUUGAGGCCCAUUUAGCACAUUCUCGUGAGUUUGAUUCUGUUGAAUGGCUUGAUAAAGGUGCUUUUGGUUUCGUUGUCAAAGCCAAGCGCAGGAAAGAUGGAAUAUCACACGCCAUUAAAAUAAUCCAGAUGAGCGAAGAAGGGAAAAGAGUAAAAUAUCAAAGGCGAGAACUUGAGGCUCUAACGAAUGUCAAGCGGUUGGGAAUAGAAAGACGGAAUAUAAUUCAAUAUCACAAUUUCUGGAAAGUAAAAGUAAGUGGCGCUGAUUACCUUUGCAUCCAAAUGGAAUUGUGUUUGACUAGUUUGUGGGAUUUUGUCUUCGAAAACGAGAUGGGCGGCCCAAAAAUCAUCCAACAAGAUGGCCCACCACGGUUUUAUCAACAGGUAUUUCAACAAGUUUUAAGUGGUCUUUCUUUUAUCCAUGCCAUGGGCUGGGUUCAUCGCGAUAUUCAUCCGAAAAACAUUCUCAUCGUUAACCCAAGUCCGAAAGAAGUAGGUGAUAUACGCAUUAAGAUCGCCGAUUUUGGACUUGCAAGGGAGAUUAAAACUGAUGACGAACAAAUACAGGAGCUUACAGUUAUUAAUAAACUUGAAAAAGUGUCUCCUUUAACAGUGAGUGGAUAUUUUCAUGCACCAGAGCUUAAGACUGAUUCAUACGACUUUAAAAUAGAUGUUUACAGCGCUGGAUUAGUGCUAUAUUUUAUUAGCCGUUACCAUAAGGAUAGACAAAGCGUUCUUAUGGAAAUACAAGACUUGAGGAAAGGUAACUUGCAAGUCGAUGAAAAUUUGUAUCACAAGGAUGACAAAAUCUUAAGCGCUCUGAUAAAGAAUUUAACUCAGAAGGAUCCAGUUGCGCGUCACAGCGCUUGCAAGGCCGAAGAUUUUAUGUUUCCUAAAGCGAGAAUUUCAACCAAUUCUUGCGAGUUUGAAUUCUUAGCGAGGAAACAGGAAGAAGAAGACCUAAGUCUGUGCACCAUGAAUGAAUUGACGUUGUCAGAAAUGGCAGAAGCCAUUGAACAUCAUACCCGUGUCCCGAAACGCCGGCAAACUCUACGACAAGAGCGUAUGGUGAAUGGCGUGGCGAAGCGUAUCAAAAUAGAAUAUGAUAAAGAUGUGAAAAACAUUUUCCACGUCGCGGCUAAACACGGACAAGAAGUUGUGGUAGUUGUAAGCGAGAACGAAGAGGUCGAAAUGACUGACAUCUCGACCGAACCAAUGUCGGUGUGAGUGCUGGAGAUACGAAUACUUCUGCCUCGGCGACGAACAUUGACAACACUGUUGACUGAACAUUUCAAAUUCGUGACACUUCUCUGCACUGAAGCAUAAAAUUCGUUCUAAUAACCUUAAUCUAA
Messenger RNA from Dendronephthya gigantea, 6071 nucleotides. RefSeq names its product leucine-rich repeat-containing protein 9-like. The record is from RefSeq and is a predicted model, not a curated record. Gene Ontology annotation, molecular function: protein binding. The coding region runs from base 7 to 4629 and encodes 1540 amino acids. The transcript has 38 exons. NCBI's taxonomy places the organism in Eukaryota, Metazoa, Cnidaria, Anthozoa, Malacalcyonacea, Nephtheidae.